GUUUGCAGACCCCAUACAUAGGGCCCUACGAGCCUACGGCAUGCAGCCGGUAGCCUUGCCCCUGCCUCCCAUAGGCAUACCAUCUAGGUAAUGGUAAAACGAUUGGCGACAGUAAACAAUGGUGCAGACGAAAUGCCUAGCGGUGUUAUUCCUUAUUACUGUCACGGCAACAUGGCAACAGCAAGCAGAUGCCUGGCCGCAUAGGCGGCAGCUUGUGUCAAGCUCGACGUCAGAUUUACAUAGCUUACCCAGCUUACGGGAUGAGGAAGGAGCUUCGGGCAGACAUGAAAUGUCUGUUGGGAGCAUCCCACAGCCGCAGCCGAUGCCGAAAAAUACGUCCCCGACGCAUGUCACUUCAUGGAAACGAAGAUUGCUUGGAGAGGUGGACAUACCAGUAUACUCCGAGCUACUAACUUAUUUGGACGCCAUGGAGCAGCAGCAGCCGGUAGACUGCAAGGCGGCGGUUCGCAACCAGUCGCGGCCCACUCCUGCGGACCUGGGCUUGCAAACCUUGGACACCAUGCAGGAGCUGGAUACCCUUCCUGCUCGGAUUGCCUUCAUAAACCUGCUAGCAGACCAGAUGUGCAGCAAUAGCAGCAGCAACAGUAACAGCAGCAGCAACGGUAACAACAGCAGCAACAGUACCGGUAAUAGCAGUAGCAACAGCACGCCUGCGGGUACCACACGCGUGGCAAUGUUCACUAUGUGGUACGGCAAUUUGUGGGGGCUUCGGAGGUCACUGCUGCCGUGGAUGCAGUGGCAUCUGCAGCUGGGGGUGUGCAGGUUCUAUCUCGCCUUCCAGGGCCGCGAUACUGAAGCCUUCGCAGCCCUCAACCAAAUCUCCCCCUCGCUGCUGCAUCUCAUCCUCUUCGCGCCGCCCUUCGGGUCGCCGGACGCCGUACAAAAGUACCGUGAAGCCGCUGCUACUCACGAGUGGGGCGUGAGGCCGGGCAACUGGCGCAUGAUGUUCAAGCAGUCCCAUGGAGGGGACAUUGCGUUCGCGUUGGCGAGGGAGGAGGGGUUCCAGUGGAUGGCGCACCUUGACGUGGAUGAGCUUCUGGUGCCAGAAACCACCCUAGCCGCCGGCCUGGCCUCGACGCCUCCCUGGGUCGCCUGGCUGCAUGUGCUGAACCAUGAGGCGCUCGUGGAGGCGGAGGGCGUGGUGAACAAGUUUGAGGAGGUCACGCUGUUCAAGACCCAUGGGUCGGUGUUGCCUGAUAAAGCAACGGAUCUGCAGUACCGACUGCGGUUGGGCACGCAUGGGAACAAUUACCAGUUGUACUACAACGGCAAGGCUAUCGGCAGGACGGACAAGGGCCCCAUCCGCAUGUUCGGAGUGCACGACUUCACAGGACCUCGGAACGCCAUCUGGAAGCACCCCCAGCACAACCCAGAUGGGGAAUUCCGCGCCCAAAACGCGUCCUUCUUGCUGCUACAUCUGCAGUACAGCAGCUGGACGGACAUGCUGGGUAAGGCCCGGAGCUCUUGCCCGCCCGAAUACCGAGCGGCGGCGGCGGCGGGAAACAGAACCAAGGUCAAGGAGUGCUUCUGUCUAGACUUCGACCUCAACGCCUACAUGGCCGCCGUACAGGGCCCUCAGGCGGCCCGGGAACUCUGGCUCGCCACCUCUCUGUGGAGUGAGGGGGCGGUGCGCAGAGAUGGGGAGAAGUGCCGUGUGUAUGGGAAUGUGACGCAGCUCACAUCCUUGAUGCUUCGGGAUGGGCUGCUGAAGCGGAUCACCGGGCCUCGUUUGGUGUUGCGGGCGCAUGAGAUAGCCAUUCGGGGCAUUGCGAGGGGCAUGGGGAUACGGGUGGGGGAAGGUCCCGAAAAAGUGCGAGUGGAAGGGAGGGGAGGGGAAGGAACCGUCGCGGAUUGAACUGAGCCGGUUUAAAGUUCAGGGUGAAACGAAUGAAGGAGGAGGCUAGGAUAGUACUGUCUGUCCACGAGGUCCGAGGGUUUGGGUUAGGCGGAGGAAGACGAGGCGGAGGAAGGGAGGUGUGGGUUCAGCAUUAAGGGUCCAGCAGCUGGGCAACAUGAACUGGGCGUCCGUGGAAAGCUCGUAACUGUUUUUUCCUUAUCUGGCGGCCCGUUGGGUGCCUGUAUCCCGUCCGUCCGUGGGUCAAAGCACACGUCCAACACAUGAUCUCUUUAUCUGCUUGUUAUUCGGUAUGUUUAUAUUACCUGUUUGUGAGCGAAGGCGGGCGAUUCCGCUGGCCUACGUGUGAUUACCAAUACCAUGUCCGUUAUUGGUAUUCGUACAUUCCGUACGUGAUUACUUGAGCAUGCAAAACGUAAAAUUCCUGCGAGACACCAAGGAGUUCCCAAGUAGCUAGUGCUUCAUGCGCUAUUUGUUCCGAUAUUGCUUCGGGUUUGGAAGCCUGCGAUUUCGUAUUGACUGUGCACUUGAUGAGUCAUGAUGUGGCCUUAACUUCCCGUGUGUGGAAUGGUCAGGUUUGACUUUCUUAGCAAGGCAGUGUAGCAUGGUCGAUACAAUGGGGGUUUGGCUCAGUUGUGGACAUGUAGAACUGAACGAGAGCAUGUGCAUACUGGCUGUAUGUAUCGACCCGCAUGGGGAUCCCUCGCCUACGUCCCAUCAGGGGUCCUUCCUACCGGUCGUCGCUUGCUUCGUUGCAAUCACGGUGUACUGCAUUCUUUCCCCUCA
Astrephomene gubernaculifera is the source of this 2662-nucleotide messenger RNA. The record is from the annotation of a GenBank genome assembly. Lineage: Eukaryota; Viridiplantae; Chlorophyta; Chlorophyceae; Chlamydomonadales; Astrephomenaceae.